Molecule: messenger RNA, 924 nt
Organism: Nematolebias whitei (Rio pearlfish)
Lineage: Eukaryota; Metazoa; Chordata; Actinopteri; Cyprinodontiformes; Rivulidae
Gene: tm4sf21b
Product: transmembrane 4 L six family member 21b
Exons: 5
Coding region: 104-706 (200 amino acids)
Cellular component (GO): membrane
Source: RefSeq, a predicted model, not a curated record
CCUAAACUCACCGGGGUGGACACAGGACCGCCUGACUCUCAGUGUUCAAUAGAGGCAGUACGGACGUUUAGAAGUUUGAAACCAUUGAACAGCAAAGUUCGUCAUGUGUACCGGCGCCUGCUCAAAGUUUAUCGCUAUUCCCCUCUAUGUCUUGGCUCUGGUGUCGGUCAUCUGCAACAUCAUGCUCUUCUUCCCUGACUUCGACACAAAGUAUGCGGCAGAAGACAAGAAAGGAGCACCGCGGAUCACUGAAGAGGUCAAGUACAUGGGGGGCUUCAUAGGAGGAGGCAUCAUGAUUUUGAUUCCUGCCAUUCACAUUCACCUCACUAGUGCCAAAAACUGCUGUGCCAACCGCUGUGGGAUGUUCCUGUCCAUUGGGUUUGCAGCAGCUGGUGUGCUGGGGGCUAUUUACAGUCUGAGUGCCUCCUCUCUUGGUCUGGCUAACGGGCCAGUGUGCUACUGGAGCAAUGUAGACAGCGCCAUCCCAGAGUGGGGAAGGCCCUUCGCUAACAGCUCAGGGAACUACCUGAAUGACAAAAGCAUGUGGAGCUGGUGUAAAAGUCCACCAAAUGUGGUUGAAUUCAACUUGGGGCUGUUCUCCACACUGAUGGUGGCUGCCUGCCUGGAGCUCAUCUUCUGUGCCAUCCAGAUGGUGAACGGGCUCUUUGGCUGCCUCUGCGGCACCUGCUCUGGGAACAAGGAAUGAAACUGGACUUCCAUCACUCCAUGACUUUUUGGCGAUGAGUUGACGGUGGUUCUUGUUCCUUUCAGUUAGUUUUCAGUUUCUUACAGUGGGGGUCAGAGGUCACUGUAUCAUCUGACACUGACGAGCUUAACUUCUCAGGUUUAAUUUGAGCCUUGUCAGCUUGACAAGAGGAUUGACUGGAAAUAUUUUCUUUAGUUUUGUUUCACAGCUUGCAGAUU